GACUACGAGUAUAAAUAACGCACGAAUCGUUACUUACAUGCAAGCAUUGGAUGAAGAACAAUCUCUGAUAUGAGCAAUAUAAAUUCGAUCUUUUGCGAGAAUUACUUUUUAAGCAAAGAUGAAUUGGAAACUGCUGUUGGUUGUGUGUUGCAUCUUGGUUAUCAACUCUAAUGCCUGGAAGCGCCGAAGGUCUUCUCGUCGUCGUCGCGUGUGGAAGAAAGUAGGAAAGGUGGCGGGUCACGUGGUUCGCAUUGCGAAGUAUUUUGGAGACUCACGUCUUAAAAAGUUGUGUGAAUUAAAAGAUAAGGACCAGGGUGCAUACAAUCGUGAGAUGUUGAAGAUAGAAUCGGAUCUAAAGGAAGAAUACGGAGAAGACAAUGCUCAAAAGAUGCUUGAUGAAAUGGAUGAGCUUAUAUCGGAAAAAACGUUGAAUCCUGAUCAAGAACUCAUUCAACAUCAUGAUGAGGAAGAAGAGCCGAUUGAUGGAGAAAUCUAAACAAAUCAACCGUUAUAUAACCUAUUAGCCGUGUUGUUUAAACAAUA
Molecule: messenger RNA, 543 nt
Organism: Ciona intestinalis (vase tunicate)
Lineage: Eukaryota; Metazoa; Chordata; Ascidiacea; Phlebobranchia; Cionidae
Source: RefSeq, a predicted model, not a curated record